AUGGGAAAUGCUUCAGAUACAACCCUGUUUGUCUCCACAAUCUCAAAGGAGCUUGACUUCCUCAUGGGAACUUUCUACAGCAUAUUCUGUGUUCUGUCUCUCCUGGGGAAUGGCAUCUUGCUGCUUGUUGCGUAUCGUAAGCGAUUGUCCUUGAAGCCGGUCGAGUUCUUCAUCAUAAACCUGUCCAUCAGCGACCUUGGGAUGACCCUGUCUUUAUUCCCUCUGGCCACUCCCUCAGCAUUCGCUCACAAGUGGCUGUUUGAUGAGAUCACCUGUCAGUUUUACGCUAUGUGUGGGGUUCUGUUUGGUCUGUGCAGUCUGACCAACCUCACAGCUCUCUCCUCCAUCUGCUGCCUCAAAGUCUGCUUCUCUAACUAUGGCAAUAAAUUCUCGUCAUCCCAUGCCUGCUUCCUGGUGGUGGCAGUGUGGUGUUAUGCCUCUGUGUUCGCCAUCGGUCCCCUGGCACAUUGGGGACACUACAGAGCAGAGCCUUAUGGCACUGCCUGCUGCAUUGACUGGAACGUACCCAACUACGAGCUGUCUGCCCUGUCCUACAUUAUCUGCCUGUUCCUCUUCUGCUACGCUCUGCCCUGCACCGUCAUCUUCCUCUCCUACACCUUCAUCCUGCUGACGGUGCGCAGCUCUCACCAGGCCGUCCAGCGGCAUGUGUCACCCCGGACCAAGACCACCAACGCACACGCCCUCAUCGUCAAGUUGUCAGUAGCAGUAUGCAUCGGCUUCCUGGGUGCAUGGAGCCCUUACGCCAUAGUGGCCAUGUGGGCGGCAUUUGGUGACGCCACCCUGGUGCCUCCUACUGCAUUCGCCCUGGCGGCCAUCUUUGCCAAAUCGUCCACCAUCUACAAUCCUAUGGUCUACCUGCUUUGCAAACCAAACUUCCGCAAGUGUCUUUGUCGAGACACAUCCACGUUCCGCAAUAGGAUCUGCAGGGGCAGCCCCCGGCCUGAACAGAAAGACCCAUUUGGAUCCACAUCCAAGAGAAACAACAAGGACAUGAGUGUCUCAAACGGACAGUCAGAGAGUCAUAGGGCAUGUCUGCACUGUGCCGAGGAUGGAGCACACUGCCACACAGGGACCACACCCCAGAGGACUGCCCGAAUACUCUCAGGCGCCACCUACAGCAACGUGACUGUCGGACAACUCUCUGCUAAACUGCAGGCUGAUUUCCUCUAGUAGUGAAUCAGAACUGUAUCCUACCCUAAUCAUUCAGGCAGGGAUGGAGAUGGCCAGGUGGAAAGACAUUGCCAGGAUGGGAGACAGUAAAAUGGCAAAAAGGAUUGGUGGAAUUCAGUUCAAGCACACAGGGCAAGAUGUCAGUAUCUGUGAGAGACUGGCCCAUCAUGCAUCAUCAGCGUUUGCCUCCGCUACAAAACAGUGUGUGCAUUCCCCUGUACCAUCCAUCCCCCCAAACAUACAUAUGUUUUUAGCUGGCUGAGUUGCUGGUAUUGGCGCUUAUUUGUGCAAUAUUUGUUAAUGCCUCCAUUCCAGACAGCCAUUAUUGGCAUUACAGCAAGCUGCAGCCAGCCUCAGCAUCCCUAUCCCCAUUCUGUUCUGACCAAGGUCACUGCCAAAGGACCACAGCUUCAAGGUUGGAUAUUUUGCAAAAAAACAUAUUUCCUGAAAUGUUUAUGUACGUCAGCAGCUGUUGUACUCAGUCUCACUCACCAUAGCAAACAAGUUGGUCAAUGCAAACAACAAAGAACAUUUAGUUGUACAAGGUGCCUAAGGACAAAAGAGUUAACUGAAAUAUUUAAAUAUAUUUAUAAAAGAGAACAUUUAUUGUUAUAAGUGCAGUGGAUUUAUCCAGGACAAUCACAUGACAAGGAAACAGAACCAAAGGAAAUAGGAGCCCAAUGAUCCCACACAUUAUGCAAUGUUCACAUCCGUGUAGUGGGAGCGAUAUGAACAUCAUAUAGCUAAUCACUAAACUCGUCUGGUGAUACCGUGCCAGUGUAGAGAGGCCUUGGCAAAAUGUAUCCUGACAUUAUUUCCAAUACAUUGUUGAUAGU
This is a messenger RNA of Salmo salar (Atlantic salmon), 2027 nucleotides long. Its product is annotated as opsin-5-like. The record is from RefSeq and is a predicted model, not a curated record. Gene Ontology annotation, biological process: G protein-coupled receptor signaling pathway; visual perception. Lineage: Eukaryota; Metazoa; Chordata; Actinopteri; Salmoniformes; Salmonidae. Gene Ontology annotation, molecular function: G protein-coupled receptor activity. Gene Ontology annotation, cellular component: membrane.